GACCUAGGACGACGGAGACUCCACCCAGCAGGUUCGCCGUCGCCAUGGCGUCCGCCCGCGCCGCGCUCCUCCGCCGCCACUGCCUCGCCGCAGCCGGCGGCGCCAACCCCGUGCUCUUCUCCGGCCAUGGCCUCCGCUACCGCAAGCUGGAGGUCAUCCUCACCACGACGAUUGAUAAGCUGGGGAAAGCGGGGGAGGUAGUGAAGGUGGCCCCAGGACACUUCCGCAACCACCUUAUGCCCAAGAUGCUCGCUGUCCCAAACAUUGACAAAUUCGCUCUACUCAUCCAUGAGCAGCGCAAGCUUUACCAACGUCAAGAGGAGGAGGUGGUGAAAGAAGUCCGACAAGAAGAUGAUGAUGCUAAGCAACAGGAAGAGAAACUGAAGGAGUAUCAAACGGCAGCAAAGUGUCUUGAUAAUGCUCUCUUGGUGUUGAGGAGAUUCAUCUCAGUUGGGAAUGAACUGCGGUCUCCUGUGACAAAGGACGAAAUUGUUUCCGAGGUUGCAAGGCAACUCAAUAUCAAUAUCCACCCAGACAAUCUUCACCUGCCGUCACCAUUGGCAUCCCUUGGGGAGUUUGAGCUGCCCCUCCGUUUGCCAAGGGAUAUACCACGCCCAGAAGGCAAGCUACAAUGGACUCUAACGGUUAAGAUCAGAAGAAAAUAAGUACAAUCCAUGGGGUAACUUUGUUCCCCCUCCAAGGAGGUGAAUGAUACGAAAACGUUGCAGAAUUCAGAGCAAGAGACUUCAGAUAAGGUUUGCUGCAAAAUUCAGUCCCAUUUUGAAAAUGGUGGACUGCAUUCUGCGGUGUGGUUUUUCGAACCUGCUUAUAGACAUUCUUGGCCUUUCCUUGAGAGGAUGAUCGGUACUAGCCAUUUUCAUUCGUGAAUACUGAAUAAUCUUUCUGGAAUAGAUAUGUUGCAACAGUUUUUAGCAGCCAGACAGCAUGGCCUGUGUAUUGUCUACAACGUCGUAUUUUGUUAAUUUAGUAUAUCGUUGCCUAUGCAAGCAUAGCUAUUGUUGCAAA
Messenger RNA from Oryza sativa Japonica Group (Japanese rice), 1026 nucleotides. RefSeq lists its product as uncharacterized. NCBI's taxonomy places the organism in Eukaryota, Viridiplantae, Streptophyta, Magnoliopsida, Poales, Poaceae. Gene Ontology annotation, biological process: translation. Gene Ontology annotation, molecular function: structural constituent of ribosome. Gene Ontology annotation, cellular component: mitochondrion; ribosome. The record is from RefSeq and is a predicted model, not a curated record.